AUGAGAGGACAUCAAAAGAGUACACCAAAUCUAAAAUUUCUACAGCCAUAAUUAACUGCUCGUUAACCAAAGAGAACUGAUUCAAUUAAUUUACGAAAUGAUAUUCCAAAGACUCAGAGGACCAAUCAAACUGAAAAUUCAAUGUCAAUUGACAAAAUAUACUAAGUUACUCCAAGCAGAGCAGUUACUCUCAAGAAUGCAUCUCGAGUCUUGAAAUAAAACUUUAUUCAAAAAACAGAACCCAAUGAUACUUUCGAUAAACAAAAUAUUUCUGAUAACCUUAGAUUAUUAAGUAGAAAACAAACAGCUCCAAAAUUAAUAUAUAGACCAUUUACUAAAUAAAAUAGCGAACCAUUCUCCAUAAAAGAUUCACCUAGAAUAGUUCAAAAUAUAAAUUUGGCAGAUAUCAAUACAAUUUAUUAUAUAUCUGAUAUUGUCACUGCAUAUGAAAGUAAGGAGAACUAUUUUAACAGACUUUUCAAAGAUCAUUUCUAGUAAAGCUUCAUGGCAUUUAAAUAAUGUGCCAAUUCGAAGAUUAUUUACAAGCCAAAACCAAUUAUUAUCCCUAAGGAUCCAAAAGGUUAUUCUAAAUAUUUUAAAUUAGAUACUAAAAAGUAUACACUCCUACUUGAUUUAGAUGAGACAUUGGUACAUUGCACUUUGGAUUUGAAAUUACCUUGUGACAAAAAGCUAAUCAUCAAACUUUCUUAAGAUGAAACAUUUUAAGUAGGUGUAUCUGUUCGACCUGGUUUGUAAAUUAUGCUUGAGUUACUAGAACCUAAUUUUGAGAUCAUUGUAUUUACAGCUUCACAUGGACAAUAUGCAAAACGAGUAUAAUUACUAAUUAAUUUAGAUUGUUGAAUAUAUUGAUCCAAAAAGAAUUAUAUCUCGAGUUUUAUCUAGAGAACAUUGCUCUUUUUCUGACCAAGGUUAAUAUGUUAAAGAUCUAUCCAUCAUCAAGAAUCGCCCGCUUUCUAGGACUGUUCUAGUUGAUAACUCUGCUAUAAGUUAUUUCUAUUAACUUGAUAAUGGUGUUCCAAUCAUUCCAUUUUAUGAUAAUAAGUCAGAUAAAUAAUUACUUGCCUUAGCCAAAUAUCUUAAUGGAAUGGUUGGUAUUGAUGAUAUUCGAGAAUAUAAUUAGUAUCAUAUCAUUAUUAUUUAGAAAAAACUUAAAAACCUAUUUACUUGCUAAGCUAUAAACUUAGGAUUAAGUCUUAGAAAUGUAUAAAGUACAUCAUUAUUCCAGAAAAAAUUGA
Messenger RNA from Paramecium sonneborni, 1256 nucleotides. The record is from the annotation of a GenBank genome assembly. Lineage: Eukaryota; Ciliophora; Oligohymenophorea; Peniculida; Parameciidae.